Verruconis gallopava is the source of this 4415-nucleotide messenger RNA. RefSeq lists its product as uncharacterized. The transcript has 2 exons. Gene Ontology annotation, biological process: retrograde vesicle-mediated transport, Golgi to endoplasmic reticulum. NCBI's taxonomy places the organism in Eukaryota, Fungi, Ascomycota, Dothideomycetes, Venturiales, Sympoventuriaceae. The record is from RefSeq and is a predicted model, not a curated record. Bases 123 to 3008 code for a protein of 961 amino acids.
GGAAACGGGCCUGCUGGCCGCAAUUCGAUCUUGAUUUCUGGUCAACGACGCAAGCUUAUGCUUUCUACGGCACUCUCCUAGCUAUAUCAUGGUACCUGGAUAGCAAGAGGCUAUUUUUCAUCAUGGCUUCAGAGACACUGCUCAAUCUCUCGACAGACCAUUGCGUCCUCCUCGCCGCGACUUAUGCCUCUGAGUCCAACCUCGAUGCGCUCCGUUUGCUACUCCAGUAUCGACGCGACGCCUUUGAGCCCGAGCUCGCCCUGCGUCUGAUUCUCACAUAUCUCCCUGAAACAGUAGAUCCGGUGCUGUAUACUCCCCUUGUUGCCGAGAUUUUAGGCGUUGCACCGCAAGAACAAGACGGCGCUGAACAACCUUCGCCCAACAUCCAGCUAGACACUUCGAGUGUGAACGAGCUGUCCGACGCAAAGGCGCAUAAACUGGCCAAACAUUUACGUCUCUUACCUCUGGACCACUCAUCUUUCCCAGCAGCCGCAUGUGACGAUCUCGCUGGGAGGUUUCUGAUCCACAAAGCGCAUCGCAUUGCAGAAGCUGGAAUCCUCACCCUUUUGCCGCAAUUACUGGACCCCUUUCUUGACGACAGACCAUUCCUCAAAGCAUGGUUUAUAUCCACCGUUCUACCGUUACUACGCUUUAGCUACGAAUAUUACGCGGAUAACGUGGGCGAAGCAACAUGGUCGUUAGAGCAGUUGGAGAAUGCAAAUGUGGAGCAGGCACUGGAGAUGUUACUGAGCAGGAGCUUAUCCGACACAGAGCAUGGACAGUCAAUGCUGGCGAGGGACAUGAAAUAUCUAGUUGGGCCGUGGAUGUAUGGAACCAGUUCGCGCAAGAGACGCAAGCUCAGCGGGCGAAUUCGAACAAGAGAAAGAAGAUCUUCUGUCCAAAAUACAGACUCCCAGAGCCAUGGGGAUGAUCUUGAGGAUGACGGAAUGAGUGAGGAGCAGAGGAGGAGAAAUCUCAAAAACGAAUGGGAUAGUGCGCUUAGGUGGCUUUCGCGUGCAGCAGCGAAGAAUCUGCAAGCGGUAGCGGAUGCUGUGCAAGGCUGGGAUGGACCCGGUGAUGUAGACUUGGGAGGAUAUGAAAGCAAUGCGUACCUUGAUGACGAAGAUCAAGGCGAGUUGGAAGCGCGGUAUGCACAAACCGUGUUUGCGGCCGUGUAUGCUGCAGAUGAUGGUUCGAAGCCUACAAUACGGUAUGCACACUCAUUGCUCGUGCGAAUAGCAAAUCUCAUGGAAUUCGACCCACCUCCAGAGUUAAGCGCGGCUGGGGAAGCGAUGCCCGUCAUUGAAAAUGCCAAAGGGAUACUCAAAGAUCUCCCGAACAGUGGUGCACUGCAACUGGACUCAUUGCUCAACGAAAAAAGCCUACUCACAAAACCGACGAAAGAGGCAUUUGCACUGUUGGAGCUUCUGGUCCUAUCCUCCCAGGUAUUUCUUGAGUUGAGCAACCGCUUGUCUGUCAUUGCGGUAGCCAGAAUCCGCUUUCAAUAUGACGCGGACGAGCAAUUAGCCAUUGUGAAGAAAGUACUUCAUACACUUGGAGCGACGUCAAAAAUGGACGACGCAGAUUGGGCUGCUGUACGAUCACGACUUAUCUGGUUAUGGGGCUGGGGCUUGCCUCGAGACGACGAAGAGGAUGAGCUUGGUAACGGAGUGUUUAAUAGGAUAGAAAGAGGAAGGUUAGAGGGGGAGAUUCUUGGCGCUCUACUCAAUGCCGGAGCCUAUAGCCUCGCUGCGCAAGCAUAUAUCGAAGAACUCUCUCCGCUCACUUGCUUGACCGUAAAGGACGUCGAAGCUGUCAUCCUGAAGACGGCUCUGCAUCAUUACGACAAUGCUAGCAACGGGAACAGGACUAGGAGUGGGGUAAAAAAGGCAUCUGAUAUUGUCACGACGUUUCGAAAGUACUUCCCUGCGUCUGAUGCGCUUACGCGGUGCGAAGCCUUGCUCGCUGCUACGCACGCGCUUUCCUUCUACAAACUCACGCUUCAGCACGGCGUGCCCUUCCAGCCUGUAAAUAUCCGUGUAUCAAACGACCCUGUGUCUCUCAUUGAGAAGGUUCUUGCUCAGAAUCCGCGGAGCUACACCAAACUGGAUGAUUUGAUAGGCAUAGCAACCAACCUCGUUGCUUCUGGCAUCGGCCAGGACGCGCUAGCGGAAUUUGAAGUAUCGACGAGGCGACGAGAGUCUCCGGAACAAGUUGCAGCUGCAAAACUCAAAGCCGAGAGAAGAGUAAUUGGCAUGUCGAUCGAAGCUGCAUUAGAAGAAGAUGACUUCGAAACAGCAUACUCCUAUGUAGUCAACCGACUCACCGCAAUGAAUCAACCAGGGGCUCGAAGUUUUGAAACUGAUGACAUUUCCUGGCGCGCUGCUCUCGCAGCAGGACGACACAAAUCCUCCUCAAGCUCAAUCUCCGCGUCAACAAACAUAGCCACGCCGCCAAAACUUCGCCGAUUAGAGCAGCGCAUGGAACUUCUUUCCCAAACCUUACUCCUGGCGCCUUCAAAUGCCCUUCCUGAGGUGCUUAAUGUAUGGAGGAAGUGCGAGGAGGAAAUGCGCGUCCUCCAAGCGGCAGAGUCUGCCGAAGAACAAGCGUUCAACGUCAGGGCUGAGCAACAGGGUGUACCAGGCGCAUUCGUGAACACAACAGAUGCAGGGACGUUUGUGCAGCCUAGACGAGAAGUCGGACGAGGGGGAAGAGAGGAAGCUCCCGUUGGGCUCUUCGAUGUUGCAAGAGGAGCGGCGGCAGCGUUUUCAAGAACAGCCUUCCCGCUUCGAGGCCAUGCCGGUGGAUCUUCAAGGCCUGGCGGUUUUGGAAAUAGAGGACCGGAGCAUACGAGACACGUGUCAGCCGCAGGGAGUGAGGGCGAUGGCAAAGAUGGAGAAGGCAGGAUACGGAAGAGGGACAUGGUUGCAAAUGUGGUCACUGGCGGGCUGGCAAGCGGGAUUGGGUGGGUUAUCGGAGCAACGCCAGUAGAUAGACAACAGCGGUGAUCAUCGUGAAUGAGUGCAAAAGCAUAGCAAAGGCGAUCUGUUACGCUACGUAAAAGCAACUUGGAAAUCGGUCGUGCAUAUUGCGAUGAAGAAACGACGUAUAUUUUACAUCUGGGCCUUGCAUCUCAGCGCCUUUAUAAAACUCAACAAAUCCAUGACGAAGUCCUGUAACUUGAGACGCUCACAGACAUAUUCAGUGCAGCCGGCAGUCAGAGCUUGUUGUUUCUGAUGCAAUAGGGAUACCUCCGCUGAGUUUCAUGAAACUCCGAUGGGUUGUCAAGAUCGAUCAAAAAUGUCGUGAUCUGAUUGACGGGCAUAAAGCAAAUACUACCCCCCAAUACUGAACGAGAGAACCUCACAUUCUGGAAAUCGAGGGAUUCGUCUUCACAGCUCAAAGUUGAUCUCCUCUCUCAUCACAAGGCUGCUCGACAAAGUGUUCCCUGAUUACAAGAUUAUGUCAACAGGAAACCUCAAACCUUGGAUCAUGAUGCUGUGUUCCGAUGGCGAGUAAUAUAUUUGUAUCCGCAACGAUGGAUACACGUAGCGACGAUUUCAAAUGAACCGGCGGGUAUUCCAAAACAGCAGUAGAAUGGACUAUCCUCCCGCGCAAGUUGUCAUGACAAAAGUCACAAGAGAAUGAAGGGGAUGUGGAUGCUUGUAAUCGCAAUUCUAUCUCCGUGAUGUGUGGCGUGCAUGGUCGAUCACCCUGACGAAUUACAAAAUACUCGCGCUCUUCGUAAUCAAACCUAACUUCCUCAGGCAAGUUACAUCCUGGUUUCAUCGCCGUGGAGAUCGUGUGUGAGAUUUUCCAACCGGAGUUCACCGUUUGCUCCGCCAAGUCUGACAACAGCUUUUUUGGCUGCAGCCUCAAAAUCAUCCAUUCGAUCAGAAGUGACGUUCGAUGUUGAUUCAUAGGCCUUGUUCAUGUUGUACGUGAAGGAUUGAUUGUUCGGGCCUCGGUAGACAAUCGCGAGCGGAGAUGACUUCCACGCUGGAACCUUGGAAAUAGAAACCGCGCCGAUUAUCCAGACAAGUAGCACGAGGGAAAUGAAGGCUAGGACAACGGGAAAUGCAAGCCACCACCACCGAACUUGAACGCAUGUUGCAUAGUGCAGUACCGUUCCUUCGGCGGGUUGGCUGUACGCGGCAUUUCCAUUUUCUCGGAUAUAGUUGGUCAGAUAAGUCGCCAUUCCCUCGAAGGUCGAAUCAAUGAGGUCGUAAGUUCCGUUUGUUUGAUCAUACAUCUUCUCGAGGAUUCGAGGCCCUACAGCAUUGAUCAGCUGAUCGCUGAUCUGGAUGGUGCCUUCCAGAGUGCCGUCGAAGAAAUCGCUGAGGAAUAUGCCGUAGAUGCUCAUGUACAGAAAUGUCUCAAAGAGAUAAAGACAUCCAUUCUUGAUCAACGUGCCG